AGCGGAGGCACUGCAAGGGAGGUAGUGCUGCGAGGUGUCCGGCCCACCAUGCUGACCACGCUCGCCCCGCCAGCCCUGCUUGGGCUCCCAAGGCGGCUGCCUGCGGCCCCCGCACGGCGCCAGGACUCCUCGGGUUCGUCUGGCUCUUACCACACGGCUCCAGCUUCUCCGGAGCCCCCGGACGCUGGGCCGGACGCAGAAGGCCCGGCGAAUUGGCUCUGGGUGGCCUCUGGGCGGGGGGCGGGCACGCAGCCUGUCCUGUCCGUCAGCGCCCAGAAUAGCCGCCAGCAGCACUGUGCCGGCUCGGGUUUCCCCCGAGGCCCGGGCUCCGACCUGCCGCCACCCCAGCCCCAGCUGCGCAUGCUGCCGUCGGGGGAGAUGGAAGUCAUCUUCGGUGCCGGGCCUCUGUUCAGCCGCGCGGGCACAGAGGAUCACGAGGGGCAGCAGCUCAGUGCGCCAGCCUUCAGCGGUCCCUCGCUGCCUGGACCUUCGUCUCCUGCCCCCGUGUCACCGCAAUCCCAGCCCCCCGACGGUGGCUCCCGCUGGGCCACCUACCUUCAGGUGCGGCCCCGCGGACCGAGUCCUGCGGCCUCAGCACAGUUCGAGUGUGUGGAGGUGGCGCUGGAAGAGCGCACCGCGCCAGUCAGGCCCCGGACAGUGCCCAAGCGUCAGAUAGAACUGCGUCCCCGGCCUCGGAGUCCCUCGCCGGCGGCCGGCGCGCCGCGCCCUCGGCCGCUCUUGCGAACCGGCUCCCUGGACGAAUCGCUGGGCCGACUGCAGGCCGCUGCGGGCCUCGUGCAGACGGCACUGGACAGAAAACUCGGCCCCGUGGCCCCUGCCCCAAACGUUACUUUUAGGCCCACAGGGCGGCCAGAACGUAAGACUCAGGAAACGACCCGCAGCACCCGCGUGGUCCUGGAAGAGGCUAAGUCUCGGCCACCCCGUGCACAAGAUAGUUUCGUCCCCGCCAGAGCCCCACGACCCUGGCCCAGCCUCCGCGAGCGCGCCAUUCGGCGCGACAAGCCCGCGCCCGGGACCGAGCCGCUGGGGCCUGUUAGUUCCAGCAUCUUCCUGCAGUCUGAGGAGAAGAUCCAAGAAACACGCAACCAGGAACCCAAAACUCGGUUCCCGAGAGAGACUCCGGAUCGAACCGUCCAGAAGGCACGUAGUCCACCUUCCCAGGCUAAGGCCCCCAGGGAGGGUCGGAACAGGGCUGUGAGGCCGAGGAGUCCGUCCCUGCCAUGGCAGGCUCCAAAUGGGGUCGUUCGGGGUCCUCGCUGCCCGUCCCCCCAGAACCUGUCCCAGUGCGAUAGGACGGUUUGGAGGGUGAGUAGCCCCACCUUCCCAGAAGCAUCCUCCGCGUGGGAAAAUCAGAGUGCUGCAGUCGAGGAAACUGUCAGCAGGAGAAGCCCUACUCCUCCAACUCUUGCCCCGUGGGCUCAAGGUAUUGCUAGAGCAAGGAGCCCGUCCCCCGAAGCGCCUUCUCCGUGGGAAGUUCCGCAUCCGGCAGUCAGGGAUGCUGCAGGGCGGGAUAGGGGCCCGUCUACUCCAGCCUUGUUCCCAGGGGAGGCACCAGAUCGGCCUACUGGAACGCGGAGCCCCUCGCCCCGAGAGACCUGGGGACCUGUAAUGCAGAGCUCGCCUACAGCAUUUACACGGGAAGCGAUGAAUGGCGUAGCUCAAGAGUUGGCGCCGCCUACACCACCCGCACCCGGGACUCCAGAACUAACCGAGGUGCACGGUCUGCACACACGGGAGAUUCCGGAUCUUGCCUUGCGAGGCAGCCCGCCGUCCCCAGAGGUAGAUGCACCUGAGCCACCCCGCAUCCAUCUCGUGAGCAUCCUGGGGGACGACGAUGCGCGCCCAGAAGCCUUGGGCUCCGGAGAAGCAACUUCUGCACGUCCGCGCGUGGCCAUUCCGCGGCCGCGAGACGUGCGCAAGCUAGUGAAGACCACUUACGCUCCAAGCUUUCCGGCUGAAAGCCCAGGCUCCGCGAUGCGGGAGCCUACUGCCGACCCCUGCGGGGAGGAGGGCGGGGCACCCAAGACACGAGAGCUCCGGGAGCUGGGGUCCCCUGCCCCGGUUCAUUACACUUCAGUUUUUCUCAAGGACUUUCUGCCGGUCGUGCCACACCCCUACGAGUCCCCAGAGCCUCCGGUCCAUACAGUCCCCCGGGAUGCCUCACAGCCCAAUGGGGUCCUGAGGCGGAGAGCAGAGAACAGCACCGCCAAACCCUUCGCGCGCACUGAGAUCCGCUUGCCCGGCGCCCUGGCCUUGGGCCGACGGCCCGAGAGAACCCGGGGAGCCGCAGUGCGCCGUCCUGGCGGAGAGAAGCCGGAAGGCGAGGCGCAGCACCUCAUCGCAGACGGCGAGGGUCGCACCAGUCCCCUAGGCGGCGCUCGCACCUCCCCCCAAAGGUCCCCAAUAGCGCCAGUAGCGACCAGACCACCCCGCCCCGGCUCCCCUCCGGCGCGCCUCAACUCGAGCCCUGGCAUCACACCCAAAUUGGAGACAACCCCUGUGGCCCUCGAGCCCGAGAAUGUCGCCCAGGCGCCCCUCCCGCCAGAGCCCCAGACGUCGGCCGGCAGGACCGCCCAGCCCCAUCCCCAGCCCCGCGCUGCCUCGGCGCCUCCUACGGACCGGGUCCCGCAAGGCCUCUCCCAGGGGAGGCGGAGGCUGCCGGGAGCGGCGCACCCGGGGAAGGUCCUGGUGGACCCGGAGAGCGGCCGCUACUACUUUGUGGAGGUGCCGCGGCAGCCGAGGCUGCGGUUGCUCUUCGACCCCGAGAGCGGGCAGUAUGUGGAGGUGCUGCUGCCGUCCUCGUCCCCGGCGCCACCCCGGCACGCCUACACCCCGCUGGCCCUGGGGCCCGGCCUCUACCCUCCCGCCUACGGGCCUAUCUCUGGCCUCUCCCUGCCCCCGUCCCCGAACCUGCCAGCCCUCGGCAGCCCCCAGCUCCCCUGGGCUUCUGAGGCUGGAUCCCUGGACGGGAUGUUCUACCUGCCGGUGAGCGGGACCCCCAGCCCUGCUCCACCUCUGCUCCUCUGUGCCCCGCCGUCCAGCUCGGGUCCCAUACAGCCCACCAAAGGCUCUGUGUUCCCAUUGUGAUGCCCGGGGCCUGAUCCCCAUGGAGUCCCUAGAUGGCCUUGGAGGUUCUGGUUUCCAGUCCCCUGCCUUCCUUUCCUCCCAUUAACUCUUUCUUUGGUCUGUCCUAGACAGUCAGACCAAAAGUGAACUUAAGCGAAUGUAUCCGGGACCCCUGGCUGAUGGGACUGGAGCUCAGCAAGUGCCUGCCUACUUCCUCUCCCAACAGAAACGCAAAUCCCUUCCCCAGCAUUCCCAGGGUGUGGUGUGGUGUGUGUGUGUAUGCCAGCCAGCCAGCAAACAGGUAAAAGUGGGGAACAGACCCAAUAGAUGUUGAGGGUUCCCAGGGGCAGCAGGGACAGGGCCACCCCCUAGGUGGUGAGCUGUCUGUCCUCCCUAACACCGGUGCCAGCUGAUGUGCGACAGAACAGUGGGCACUGUUGGAUGGAGGGAAAGGACUCUGGCCUUCAAAGUUGUUGUUUUGUAUUGCUCGAGACAGAUCACAGUAUAUACCCAGCAGGCCACCAUAGCACUUGAGAUCUUCAUGUCUCAGUCUCCAAGUGCUGUGAUUACAGGCCUGCGCCAACGAGCCCAAUAUCAAAUGCUGUUCUUUUGAAAGGAGCUGCGCGCGCUCACCUGGGAGGAUGUGAGAGAAAAUGGUCAGUGUGGCUGCAGGCCACUCAGGGUCUGAGAAAGUGAGCUGUGAGGACAGCAGGUGGAGGUGGAGCAAGGAAGUAAUACAGAGACGGGCUAUGGACCAGCCUGGAAUUGGAGGUGGGAGGACUGGGGUGAGGUGGGGCCUAGGUGGUCAUGGUUCCCAGUCGGAAGCUUGGCUUCUCCUUCCUUCCUUUAGCUGAGUCUCUGGUUUCUCAGCUGAGCUGGUUCAUGUUGAGGGUAGGACUUCAACAAUUCCUACCCAGAGAGGGGACAGGUGAAAUGAAUCACCAGGAAGUACUUAUAAGAGGGAAGAUGGGUUGGACUUUUGUCCCAGGGGGGCCUCUUGAUCCCUCUGGGUGGCUGGAAGGUGAGUGAGGGCUGGCAGUAAGAGAGAUGCCUCUGUGUGGGCUAGGCCAGAGGGUCUUGAAGCUCUAGUUGUGUCCACUCUCCCAGGGACAGAUGUGGCAACAAUGCCCAGGGAUGGGCUAGCAGUGCAGGUUGGUCAGAGCACGGAAAGACCCAGAACCUGUGCUCCAACUACCUUGAGCCUCUGAGAAAGGCUGAAGGAACAAAGGUGGAGGUGUUCUGCAUGAGGUGGGAGGUGGUCUGCCUGGAGGCUCUGUGUAGUUCUGAGCCUGAAAUGACUAGGCCUUGCUGGACUGGAGAGUGUGUGUUUUGGAAAGGACAGUUCCCCUUAGAAGCAGUGUCAGGGAUGAGGAUCAAUGCCUUCCUUGUUCCCUUGGAGAGCCUAGGUCCCUUGGCGUCUCUGUCCCCUCUCUCUGGACUGGAAUCUGACUAGAAGAACCAUGAGUCUUCGGGAAUAUAGAAUAAUCUUGACAUCUCUUGGCCAGAGACACUGGUGCCAACGGUAUGGAGGGAGCUGGGGCUACUCCUAGGUGCUUCACCUCAUCCUGGUGUGCAAUAAAUGGCUGACUAUGGAACCAUGGUGGCUGAAGUAAUGACUG
Molecule: messenger RNA, 4706 nt
Organism: Castor canadensis (American beaver)
Lineage: Eukaryota; Metazoa; Chordata; Mammalia; Rodentia; Castoridae
Gene: Prob1
Product: proline rich basic protein 1
Cellular component (GO): nucleoplasm
Source: RefSeq, a predicted model, not a curated record